Messenger RNA from Symbiodinium sp. CCMP2592, 4656 nucleotides. The record is from the annotation of a GenBank genome assembly. Lineage: Eukaryota; Dinophyceae; Suessiales; Symbiodiniaceae.
AUGCUGACCGUGGAUGCGCAGCAGCGAACGGCCGGACAUCUUGCAGCGCGGGCUGGCCACGUGGAGGUUCUCAAGUUGUUGCAUGCCCACGGUGUUGACAUGGAGGCGCUGGACCGCUUCGGCCGCGCAGCCAUCCAUCUAGCUUGCGAGCACGGCAAGGCACCUGCAAUGAAAUAUUUGCUGGAUUGUGGUGCUCGUCCAGGGACAGAGGACAACAGCGGCAGGAAUGCUCUGCAUCUUGCGUGCUGCUGCGAGGAUCCGUCGGUGGGGCAUGCACUUGCAAGUCAAUUUCCUCAGCUGGUGUUCCAGUCGGAUGCUCACGGGAGGACUCCAUUGUUUUACGCCGCGCUCAAUGCACAUCCGCAUUCUCAGGGCGAGGUGACGAAAGCGUUGCUGCAACUUGCGGCGGAUAUCAACCAGCGCGACUCCUUCGGGCGUGUUGCUCUUCACCAUGCCGCAGAAGAAGGUCAGCUGCUGUCAGUCCGUCUCUUGUUGAAGCACAAGGCAGAUCCGGGUGCCCAGGACCGGGAGAAAGAAACACCUUUGCGGCUGGCAUCCAGCGAUGCGGUGCGCCGGGAACUUCUCAAGGCCUCAGGCUCGGAGGCACUAAAGAGAUCAAGCAUGGAAGACCUACCUCAGGCAGCUCCACCCGGUCAGCCUCACCCCAGCGCGGCUUCGUCUCAUCAUCCGGCGGCGCCAAGGAAGACGUCGCCGGCUGGGAAACACGCUCAAGGAGACUCCGGGUCGCUUCCUCCGCUCAGGCGCAAUUUGUCUUCCGUGCAGGCAGGACAGGUGCUCGGGAUUCAUUUUCAGCAGCUGCAGGCCCGAUUCAUACAGCUGAUGCAGAGGGUGCAGCAGGGAGGCUUGGACCAGAUGAUGCAUGUGACCAAGCCCCAUAUGUUCAACGGAUCGUGGAUGAGGGAUGUAACCACUCACCAACAACUUCUAGGCCAAGCCUUGAAAUACGUCCCCGGUCCUGACGUUUGUCUUCGAAUUUUCAACUUGUUGCACCCUCCAAAGACGUUCCCCAGCGUGCAGGGGGAUGAAGGUGCCAUCAUGUCGUACUACGGAGAUGGUCAAGAACCCAAGCAAGCAUGGGCAGGUGCGGAAGAUCCGUACCUGCUGGGGCCGGAGGAUGAAGGAAUUACGCAUGCACGCCGCGAAGAGCUCUUGAGGGCGAUACGUGAACAGAGACAGCAGCUGGACCUGAAGGAUGAGCAGCUGGAGGAGCAGAAGCGCAGGCUCGAGCGCUUCCAGGUCGAGCUGGCGCGGUGCCUGGACCCCGACGAGGCGAAGCUGCUGCGAGCUCGGCUCGCGAAAGCCAAUGCCCAGAUCACAGAGCAGGCCGCAGAGCUUGAUGACAGCAAUGCGAAGGCUCGUGGCAUGGAGGGUCAAAUCUCUGUUCUGACGAAUCGUUUAAAGGAAGAGACGGAUAGCAAUUCCAAGCUAGUGGCAGAGCUUUGCGCGCUUCGACGGCAGCUCGAGGCAGAGUAUGCAGUGCGAGGCGAGCAGAAGUCUUGGCAGGAGUGCUUUGAGCAGGAGCAGAAAAAGUCGGAGAUUCUGCAGCAGAAGCUGGAGGCACAGGUCAAGGAGGCUGCUGCCAAGCAGCUCGGUGCGGAGACGUCGAAGAAGCAGCUGCAGGAGCAGGUCCUGCAGCUUCAGGAGCUGUCAAAGGCAGGAGAGCAAGCUCUCGCAUGGAAGGCAAAGGCGGAGAAAUUGGCAGGCGAGUUGCAAGCCUCGCGUAUGGCACAAAGUUUGCUUCAGGGAGAGUUGCAAGCUGCGCAGCAGCACCGAGAUGCUUUCCAAGAAGCGAUCGAUGAGGCUGCGCGCACCGCCGCGAACCUGGGCGUCAUGGAGCAGCGAGCCCGAACUGCCGAGCAAGAGGUGGCUUAUCUCACUGCCAAAGUGCAGGCUGCCGAGAAGAAGGCUUCAGAAGUCCCAAUGCUGGAGGCCCGCCUAGCAGAACAGGUAAGGAAGAUGGAAAGCCAGGACAAGAACUGGCAAAAGGUUUUCUCCAGCUAUCCUCUCGUCGGCCAGCUCUUGUUCCCAAACCCGAAAUCUUCUCCACUGUCCAAGCCGGAGGCGACACUUGCAGCAGGUAAUGCCGCCCCAUCGGCUGAUGAGGUGGGAGACAAAGAUGAUGCUUCGAAGUCGGCGACUGGCUCGAAGGAGCUCACCCUGGCUUUCAGCCAGGCUGGAGGAGGUGCAAGCUUGAAGGGAAUCAGCCAGGACCAGGCGGCUGCUCACCAAGCUUCCACAACCAGGCCCUUGCUCCAAGAGGACGAUUCCGAAACUUCCGGUGCGGAGAAGCUGAAGGGGCCCCCGGUGGAGACCCUGAAGGCAGUGCUCGGAGCAGCACUGGAGAAGGCUGGAGGCGAAGUCCGCGUCCGCCAGGAUUUGGCGGCGAGCAUGUCGGCAACCGCCGCCAGCUCUGCAUCGAAGGAGGCACCGGAGCCUGAGGCUGCCCCAGACGAGACAGUCAAGGAGCUGGGCGUCACCCAGCCUGCCGCUGUGGCCCCGAAGGUGAAGGACGCGGGCUUGGAGCAUCUUCCCGACCCGAAGGCCGGCCAUCCCCUCUCGAAGCCGCAAGCCAGCAAAGAUGAGGAACCAUCUGCGGUCCCAGCUGCUGCUGCUCCUGCUGGGAAGGUGCCGCCACCGCCCCUGAAGCCGCAGGUGGCGGGCGAUGCACAAUCGGCUCUCGCUGACAUGAAGGCUAGUCCACCUUUGCCGAAGCCAAAGGAGCCAGCUGCGAAAGCAGGGGAUGCUCCAGGCGUUCAGGUGCCACCGCCGCCUGCGAAGGAGCCAGGCGCAAAGGCGGGCGCUGCUCCUGGCGUUCAGGCGCCGCCGCCGCCACCUGCGAAGGGCCCAGCUGUGCCGAAGCCGAAGGAACCGGGUGCCAAAACCGACGAUGCUGCGCAGGCAUCGACACCUGAACCACAGGCGGCACCGGAUGAGACGAUCAAGGAUUUGGCGGCCAGCAUGUCGGCAACCGCCGCCAGCUCUGCAUCGAAGGAGGCACCGGAGCCUGAGGCUGCCCCAGACGAGACAGUCAAGGAGCUGGGCGUCACCCAGCCUGCCGCUGUGGCCCCGAAGGUGAAGGACGCGGGCUUGGAGCAUCUUCCCGACCCGAAGGCCGGCCAUCCCCUCUCGAAGCCGCAAGCCAGCAAAGAUGAGGAACCAUCUGCGGUCCCAGCUGCUGCUGCUCCUGCUGGGAAGGUGCCGCCACCGCCCCUGAAGCCGCAGGUGGCGGGCGAUGCACAAUCGGCUCUCGCUGACAUGAAGGCUAGUCCACCUUUGCCGAAGCCAAAGGAGCCAGCUGCGAAAGCAGGGGAUGCUCCAGGCGUUCAGGUGCCACCGCCGCCUGCGAAGGAGCCAGGUGCAAAGGCGGGCGCAGCUCCUGGCGUUCAGGCGCCGCCGCCGCCACCUGCGAAGGGCCCAGCUGUGCCGAAGCCGAAGGAACCGGGUGCCAAAACCGACGAUGCUGCGCAGGCAUCGACACCUGAACCACAGGCGGCACCGGAUGAGACGAUCAAGGAUUUGGCGGCCAGCAUGUCGGCAACCGCCGCCAGCUCUGCAUCGAAGGAGGCACCGGAGCCUGAGGCUGCCCCAGACGAGACGGUCAAGGAGCUGGGCGUCACCCAGCCUGCCGCUGUGGCCCCGAAGGUGAAGGACGCGGGCUUGGAGCAUCUUCCCGACCCGAAGGCCGGCCAUCCCCUCUCGAAGCCGCAAGCCAGCAAAGAUGAGGAACCAUCUGCGGUCCCAGCUGCUGCUGCUCCUGCUGGGAAGGUGCCGCCACCGCCCCUGAAGCCGCAGGUGGCGGGCGAUGCACAAUCGGCUCUCGCUGACAUGAAGGCUAGUCCACCUUUGCCGAAGCCAAAGGAGCCAGCUGCGAAAGCAGGGGAUGCUCCAGGCGUUCAGGUGCCACCGCCGCCUGCGAAGGAGCCAGGCGCAAAGGCGGGCGCUGCUCCUGGCGUUCAGGCGCCGCCGCCGCCACCUGCGAAGGGCCCAGCUGUGCCGAAGCCGAAGGAACCGGGUGCCAAAACCGACGAUGCUGCGCAGGCAUCGACACCUGAACCACAGGCGGCACCGGAUGAGACGAUCAAGGAUUUGGCGGCCAGCAUGUCGGCAACCGCCGCCAGCUCUGCAUCGAAGGAGGCACCGGAGCCUGAGGCUGCCCCAGACGAGACAGUCAAGGAGCUGGGCGUCACCCAGCCUGCCGCUGUGGCCCCGAAGGUGAAGGACGCGGGCUUGGAGCAUCUUCCCGACCCGAAGGCCGGCCAUCCCCUCUCGAAGCCGCAAGCCAGCAAAGAUGAGGAACCAUCUGCGGUCCCAGCUGCUGCUGCUCCUGCUGGGAAGGUGCCGCCACCGCCCCUGAAGCCGCAGGUGGCGGGCGAUGCACAAUCGGCUCUCGCUGACAUGAAGGCUAGUCCACCUUUGCCGAAGCCAAAGGAGCCAGCUGCGAAAGCAGGGGAUGCUCCAGGCGUUCAGGUGCCACCGCCGCCUGCGAAGGAGCCAGGUGCAAAGGCGGGCGCUGCUCCUGGUGUUCAGGCGCCGCCGCCGCCACCUGCGAAGGGCCCAGCUGUGCCGAAGCCGAAGGCGGCAGAGGAUGAGGCGAUCAAGGUGCCACCCCCUCCUCCGAUGCCAAAGGAUGGUUGA